CCCUGUAGCAGCAGGAGGAGGAGGAGCAGCUGGUGGGAUCGCUGCAUUGAGAGGAGUUUCCAGAGGAGGAGUGGAGCCCAGAGGCAGCAGCACAGGUGGUGUCAGUCGGCAGGAGGCCAACCAGGAGCAGAAGGAGAACGAGCCUCUCCUGCACCUGCACAAGGAGGAGAAGAAGGAGGCCGACCAGGACCGUCCCGCCGCUGCUCCCCGUGGCCUCCUCAGACACUGUGUGGACACCAGGGAGCGUGGUGAAGAGGAGCUGCGACAGAGGGAGGCUCAGCAGCUGGACUUCCGCUCGCUGCUGGGACGCCAAGCUUUUGACACCAAAAACAACCAGGGAGAGGAGCCAAGGGAGGCCGGCCUCACCGCUGCUGAGCACCACCACCACCAGAUGGAUUUUAAGGCCAACCUCAAGGGGGUCAAACCCAAGACGGAGGAGGAACGCAAGGUGAACUCCCCGCAGCAGGUAGAUUUCCGUGCUGUACUGGGUAAGAAGGGCACCAAUGGCAACAAACUAGCUGAGACACCUGAAAAGGACACCACCGACUUCAGGUCUGCUCUCGCCAACAAGAAGAAGCCUGCCAGCCCUGAGAAGAACGGGGAGAGUGGGAAGACAGCGGUGAACAACUGUGUGGACGGAGCGAUUAAUGAGAAGAGGAGCUGCGGAGGAGGGAAGGCACUGGAGUUUGUGGAGAAACUGAAUGAUGUGACAGUGGUGGACGGACAGCGCCUCCGGCUUCAGUGUCGAAUCGCUGCCUCCACCUCUGACCCCACAGAUGUCACCGUCACCUGGACACUGGACGGGAAGGUCAUCAAGCCGUCAAAGUUCAUCCUACUCGCCAACGAAGGAGGCCUGUGCUCUCUGACCAUAGACAAAGCUCUGCCGGAGGAUGAAGGUCAGUACAGGUGCAGAGUUGAAAGUUCAGCAGGACGAGCUGAGAGCUGCUGCAUGGUGCUGGUUGAUGACCCGACAGAAAACUCUCCUGCAGACAAGAAGUCGAAGAAGUCCACUCCGACCUCAGAGA
Messenger RNA from Paralichthys olivaceus (Japanese flounder), 1025 nucleotides. The record is from RefSeq and is a predicted model, not a curated record. Lineage: Eukaryota; Metazoa; Chordata; Actinopteri; Pleuronectiformes; Paralichthyidae.